Messenger RNA from Hansenula anomala, 1605 nucleotides. RefSeq names its product Mtc6p (gene MTC6). The record is from RefSeq and is a predicted model, not a curated record. Lineage: Eukaryota; Fungi; Ascomycota; Saccharomycetes; Phaffomycetales; Wickerhamomycetaceae. The transcript has a single exon. The coding region runs from base 1 to 1605 and encodes 534 amino acids.
AUGCUACUCUUGCCAUUCAUACUGUUACUGCUGCUUAGGUCAGUGUUUGCCCAAAGUAACUGGCCAGGGCUGUCUUCAGAUAAGGUGAUAGCCAUCAGAAGUCAAAGAGAUGUGGCAGCUAAUAUAACUAUAGAUCAACUUUCUCUUACUGGUGUGAGGUUAUCAAAAGUGUUAUUUGAUAGGGAAGGUUAUGUCAAUGAUACCUUGAUUGAUGUGAGGAAUUUGUUGAACGUUGGUGUUCAAACGUUGGUUAUUGAUGCUUAUUGGAAUGAGAAUUUGGCAACAUUUCAACUAUGCCCAGUCGAUAUGUCAAGUAACUCAACAACAUCCUCGUAUGGAAAUUCAGUCAUGUAUUAUGAAGAUACUCAACUUAGCUAUAAAUGUGAUUCCAUCUUAACCUUGAAAGGCUUGAUUGAUAUUGUUGAUAAUUUUGCUUCAAGUACGGAUACCAAUCUUUCAGCCAAUUUAAUAGUUUUGAUUUUUAACAUCCAUCAACUGAAAACGAGAAAUUCACAUAUUUCAAAUGACCCUAUUAGCACUAAUGAUACACUUUAUUCAACACUAACCAGAUCUUUGGGAAAUAAACUCUAUACUCCUUUGAACCUUGAUUCAGAUAGAGAAAAUAACAGGACACUACUAUCGAAUGAAGGCCCUGGUAAAGGAUUCCCAUCUUCACAAUACUUCCUAUUCAAUAAUGAAAGAAGAGUCAUAUCUACAAUAUGGCAAAAUAACCUACCAUCGAACUCAACUUAUAAUACCACUGCUGAUUUCAAUGUUAUAUUCACGCCAAAAUCAUUGAAUAGUUCAUUCACUUCAUUAACAAAUACAACCAUUCCACUCACCACCACUCAAUACAUUGCAAGAUCUAAUGAAAGUUGGCGUUUUGCUUAUGAUGAUCAACAACAACCAUUCACAAACACUUCAAUUAAACGACUAAUCAGUGAAGGUUAUUCACCAAUCUUAAACUCUCCAAUCUCUUCAAACUCGGAGAUUUCAAAUAUUUUCAGCAUGUCACUAUGGUCAUGGAACACCUCAGAGCCAUUACAACCAGAGCAAGCUAGACAAAUCUCUGCAGAUGGUGAUAAUACAAGAAAUACACAAUCAGCAUAUAAAUGUGCUGCACUAACACAGGAUGGCUGGGUUGUCUCAAAUUGUUAUCAAGACAAAUAUGUCGUUUGUCGUAAAAAUUCAAGAGCUUAUGAAUGGGAAAUUAGUGAUAGUAAAGGUGUUUAUUUCCAUGCAGAGGAUGCUUGUCCUGGUGAUACAGUUUUUAGCGUUCCAAGAACUGCGUUACAACAAACUUCAUUGAUAAAUUACUUGGGAAGGCUAGGAUCAAAUUAUUCAGUGUGGAUUGAUAUGAAUUCUAUUGCCAUUAGUGACUGUUGGGUUACUGGUGGUCCUUAUGCUAGCUGUCCUUACCAAAAAGUUUCAAGUUCAAGAAAUUUUGUUCAAAUGUUGGCACCGGCAGCUGCAUUUUGUGGGUUUAUAUUGUUUGGUAUUUUAUUAUUAAGACUAAAAAGAGUUCCUGUUCAAGAUAAUAGAAAACACUGGAAGAAGCUUUUGGCAAAUUACACAGAAAAUGAAUAUGAAGGUGUUCCAUCGUGA